AUGUUCGGGAUACAACAGGAGCCAGAAGACAAAAGGAGCGAGAGCCCCAGGGAGGCGAUACAAGAAGACGAGGCAAUACGACAUGUGGCAUACGCAGAGCAAACACGACUGGACGGAUACGCCAAGCGAGUAAAAUAUGCGCUGAGCCGGAAAGCGGCAUUCGACAAAAAAGUACUCAAGUCGAGGGCGGGGAAUGUGGUUUUCAAAGAAGGGGAGCUGGUACAGGUCUUUCGAAGCGACCUAGCGGAGACCGUGAGCAACGACAGGAAGUUGACGUGCAGAUGGACGGAGCCGCAUCGGGUGAAGGCGAGAACGCGCAACUCAUACACACUCGAAUCGGUGGAAGGGAUCCCAUUGGAUGGACACUACAACGCGAGGAGACUACGACACUAUAAACCAAGGGACAGCACGCCACUAGCAAAAGCACAAGAUGAAUAUAAGAAACGAAGAGGAGAGCAGGAGGACGACAAAAGCAUAGAGCAGACAGAAGACACGGGGAAGCAGAGAGACAAGGAGACAGCAGAGGUGGAGAGAUGGCGGAUACAAGAGGCGGAAAGGGAGCUACGGGCGAGGAGGAGCAACGAGGACGUCGCCAUUUAA
This is a messenger RNA of Mycena citricolor, 600 nucleotides long. The record is from the annotation of a GenBank genome assembly. NCBI's taxonomy places the organism in Eukaryota, Fungi, Basidiomycota, Agaricomycetes, Agaricales, Mycenaceae.